Messenger RNA from Prosopis cineraria, 490 nucleotides. RefSeq lists its product as uncharacterized. Lineage: Eukaryota; Viridiplantae; Streptophyta; Magnoliopsida; Fabales; Fabaceae. The transcript has a single exon. Bases 154 to 315 code for a protein of 53 amino acids. The record is from RefSeq and is a predicted model, not a curated record.
ACAAGAGUUGACUUUGCCAGAAAACCAGAACAGAAUUCCAAGAUUGGUUCUUCAACCAUCAAAACGUGACAGAAGAGGGUUCUUCCUGCAUCAAGUGAAAGAAGCAAAACUCAGCAGGAGGAGGAGACGAGAGUCUCUGAUCUUGAAAAAGAAAUGAGUCAGAACAUGAUUGCCCUUCUGAUUGGAUCUGUUGGUGCAGUAUUGACCUUAUCUGCAUACUCACAAACCUUCAUAUCCCCAACUCAAUGCAUCACACUUGGCCUGAUCGUCCUCGUGUUUGGUUUGCUCGUACGAGAAGGUCUAUUAUCUAUCUAGUUCCUCAUCCUUUCCUUGUCUGGGUUUUACUUUCCUCUUGCUGUCUCAAUUUUCUCACUAAUCCUGAAGUUCACUACGUCUCUUGCUUAUAUGUAAUGUUUUUUAAUUUGUUUCAUAUUUCAAAUGCGAACCUAAUUCUGUGAGUUUUAUGUUAUGAGAAGUCUCCCUUCAAUGA